This is a messenger RNA of Trachymyrmex septentrionalis, 2988 nucleotides long. RefSeq names its product nardilysin-like. Lineage: Eukaryota; Metazoa; Arthropoda; Insecta; Hymenoptera; Formicidae. The record is from RefSeq and is a predicted model, not a curated record. The transcript is spliced from 12 exons. Gene Ontology annotation, molecular function: metal ion binding. The coding region runs from base 1 to 2988 and encodes 995 amino acids.
AUGCAAAAAGGUAGAAACAAUAAGAAUGAUCAAGUAGAAUAUCUAGAAACUCCCAUCAAAUCGGAGUAUGACAAGAAGGAAUAUAGAGCUAUCAGAUUACCAAAUGGUUUAGAAGCUUUGCUAAUAUCCGAUGAAGAUUCAAAGACAUGCUCUUCUCAACAUCAAGAUAUGAAAAAUGAAAUGAAGGCAGCAUGUUGCUUAUGUGUGAGAACAGGAACUUUCAAAGAGCCACCAGGAUUUUCAGGCAUAUCAUGUUUCUUCGAGUAUUUACUUAUGACUGAAUUCGAAAAACAUUGCCUAAAAUAUGAUAUUGUAAAACUUACUUAUAAACAUGGAGGCAGCUUUAAGUACUUAUUUGAUUACGACGAAUAUACAUUGUCGUUUGUUAUUGAUAUUCAAGAAAAACACUUUUUAUCAGUUCUUAUUCAUUUUGCUGAAUUUUUCACUAACCCUUUUCCGGAAAAAGAAGCAUUUAUGCAGAACCGAAGCAACAUAAAAGGAGAAUUUCAGACAGCUUUAACUUUAGCCAAGAACAGAGUUCCUCAACCACAGCUUUCUUCCUUUACGCGAACUGAUCAUCCAAUCAACCAGAUUAUUGAAGAUCGUAUUAUAAAAGAGUACGAAAAUUUGGAUUACACAAAAUUAUACGAAGAGCUACACAAAUUCAAAAAGCGCCAUUAUAGUGCUCGCAGAAUAAAGCUGGUUAUACAGGCAAGAUUACCGCUGAAUACAUUGGAACAAUAUGUCACAAUUGAUACGUGUUUUGUUAAUAUACCAACUAACAAACUAUCUCCCGAUGAUUCUACCAAGUUAAUAAAAAAUAAUGUUCCUUUUGAUAGCGCCGCUUUUCAUAAAAUGUAUAAAAUUUCUUCUUCGAAACAUGUUGGACAACUAAAAAUAGCAUGGGUCAUGCCUCCGCUAUAUGCUUUAUAUAAAAGUAAACCAUAUAAAUAUAUCUCGUGGCUUAUUGGAAAUGAAGAAAAAGGUUCCCUAAUGAGUUAUCUACGCAAAAAAAUGUGGAAUGUUAGUGUUUCCAAUGAGGAAAUUUGUUACAAUGUACAUACUACCGCGUACAGCUUACUCAAGAUUGAUAUAGAUUUCUCCAUUGAAGGAAAACGACAUGUAAAGGAGGUUCUAGAUACAAUAUUUUCCUAUAUUAAUAUGUUAAAGCAGAAAGGUCCACAAAAAAACAUUUAUGAUGACUUUAGUAAGACUGCAGAAAAUAGUUUUAGAUAUUCUGAGGAAAAGGAUCCAAGGGAUAAUGUGAGCAAUUUAUGUAUACAUUUGUAUCAGUACCCAUCGCGCGAUUAUCUAACUGGAAGCAAGAUUUAUUUUGAAUAUGAUCCAAAAACUAUAACAAAUAUUUUGAAUUAUUUGACGCCAGAGACUGCGAAUAUUAUGAUUUUCGACAAAAACUUUGACUAUCUGGAAUUAGAUAAAGUCAAUUCAUGGUCGAGAGUAUCGUAUACAGACAGCGAGAUAUCACAGGAAUGGCUCGAACACUGGAAAUCCAUCGAACCUUUGCCAGAUUUUCAUUUGCCAAAAAAUGUGAAUCCUUAUCUUGGUGUUCAAUAUUUUUUAGAACCAUUGCCAGCAAAAGUUCCAAAAUAUCCUGUAAAAUUGUAUAAUGAUAGUAUAUCAGAGCUUUGGUAUCGCCCAGAUCCUAAGUUUCGUUUGCCAAUAUCACAUAUAUAUACACAUUUUAUUUCCUCCGUAGGACUUCAGUCACCGGAGAAUGCCGCUCUCAUGACAGUGUACUGCAACAUAAUAAAACUGCUAGUGGUGGAAGAAUUAUAUUCAGUUGUAGCGGGUGGACACAGCUAUGACAUCAGUGUUAGUGAGAAAGGAAUUAUAACAAAAAUAUCCGGAUCUAUGCCAAUCGUAUUGUUGUUAAAUAUCAUAAAAUACAUGAUAUAUCCGAAUGUUAAGAAGGAAAUGUUUGAAACAAUCAGAGAUCAACAAGUUGAUAUCUAUAGUGACAUAAUUACUGAACCUGAGAAACUCGCUGAGGAUGUGAGAUUAUGGAUACAAAAGUUAGUCCAUUAUACAUACGUCGAUAUGCACAAUGCUCUACGAAAUGUCAGUUUUGAAGAAUUCCAAAAUUUUGCAAAAUGUUUUACAAAUCGUCUAUACAUUCAGCAUCUCAUACAAGGCAAUAUAACGCAGGAUGCUGCGAUCGAAUCUAUGCAACAAUGUUUUGAAGCAUUAAAAUGUGACUCUUUACAUUCUAGUAUGAUGCAACCGAAUAGAGUCUUUCAGAUACCCUUGGGCACAAGUUAUUACAAAUUAAAAAAUAUCAACAAAUGUGAUCCAACUUCCAUUGUGAUAGAUACUUAUCAAAUAGAUAUCACGUCAAUUGAGUUAUCAGUGUUAAUGAAACUAAUAAUCAUGAUAAUGGAAAAACAAUUGUCACUGAAAUUUCAAUCAAUCCAAAAUGAUCUUAUACAACAUACUUCAUGCAACUAUACAGAUGUCGAUGGAAUUUUAACAUAUUCUAUUAGUGUCAUUCAAUCAUUGCCAAAUAAAUCAUACACAACUGAACUUAUUAAGGAGUGGAUCGAUAGAUUUCUGGAAUAUUUUAAAGACUUUUUGGAUGAAUUGUCAGAAAAUGACUUAGAUGAUGUUAAGGAAAGAUUAAGAAUAUUUAAGCAACAUGCUGAUAUGAAUAUUGAAGAAGAAAUUAAUAGAAAUUGGAAUGAGAUCAUAAAGUGUCAAUACAUAUUUGACAGAUACGAGAGAGAAAUACUUGCAUUAAACAAUAUAAAAUUAAACGAACUAAGAGAAUGGUUUGAUAAGUACACGUGGAAUGAAAAUUAUGUGAAAAAAUUGAGUAUACAUGUUAUAGGAAGUGAUUCCGCUGAAGCGCAGUCCAUUGCUUUGGAAUACAUAAUCGACGAACAUCAACAUAAGAACAUUGAAGAAAAUUAUAUUAUUAAAGUAGAAGAAUACCAGAAAAAACUUUUUGUUUAUCCAGUAACUGAGGGAUAA